Molecule: messenger RNA, 960 nt
Organism: Malassezia globosa CBS 7966
Lineage: Eukaryota; Fungi; Basidiomycota; Malasseziomycetes; Malasseziales; Malasseziaceae
Exons: 1
Coding region: 1-960 (319 amino acids)
Biological process (GO): regulation of cytokinesis; mitotic spindle organization; protein phosphorylation
Cellular component (GO): chromosome passenger complex; kinetochore; spindle microtubule
Molecular function (GO): protein kinase activity; ATP binding
Source: RefSeq, a predicted model, not a curated record
AUGUCAUCCAUGUCGAUUCAUGGAAAAAAUGACAUGAAAGCAAGGGGUCAAGGAGCGACGGCCUUGGUAAACACGACAUGGCUGGCCUCUCAGAAUCGCAAGGCUGCGCCACAGCCAUUCCAGCCACGUCCAUUGAAAUCUAUUGUUAAAAAUGAUCCGGCUUCUUCCUAUCCACGCGCACCUCUUACUGCAAAACAUGCUGCGGCCAAUGUGCCGUCGUCGGUGGACAAAUCGGUGGGACGAACAACAUCCAUGUCAAAUGUACGUGUGCCGUCGGCCUCUUCCGCACACACAUAUGGACAUUCUGAAACAGGGUCUUCUACUCGUACACCUACUGUCGCGUCCACUGAACCGACAGCCCGAUUGGAUCUGGGUCGAUAUGAUGGUGGUCUUGAACGUGAUGAGAGCAAAGGCCGGCGCGAGACGUCGUCUGAGGCUGACUUGCUUGCUAUGGAUUCCUCUAUGGACGGCUUGCAGCAUCAGCCAACGCGUCCGUGGAGUCUCUCGGAAUUUGAAAUAGGCCGUCCGCUUGGAAAGGGGAAGUUUGGUCGCGUGUAUCUGGCGCGUACCAAGACUGUGACAUCUGCACGCCUUGGGAACCAGGGCUACGUGGUUGCACUCAAAUGUGUAUACAAAAAAGAGUUGGUCGAGAAUAGGGUUGAUCUUCAGCUGCGGCGCGAAAUCGAGAUCCAGAUGAAUCUUCGCCACCCCAAUGUACUGCGCAUGUUUGGCUACUUUCAUGAUCAAGGCCGCAUAUUCAUGAUGCUGGAGUUUGCCGGGCGCGGCGAGCUCUUCAAAAUACUUUCGAAGCUACCUGAUCGACGCUUCGAUGAAAGUACGGGCGCCAAGUAUAUUGGCAGCAAAUCGCUGAUGCUCCUUCAGGUUAUCUUCACUCGAAGCAUGUCAUUCAUCGAGACAUUAAGCCAGAAAACCUGCUUGUCGGUAUUCGUGGAGAAGUGA